This is a messenger RNA of Closterium sp. NIES-65, 2034 nucleotides long. Lineage: Eukaryota; Viridiplantae; Streptophyta; Zygnematophyceae; Desmidiales; Closteriaceae. The record is from the annotation of a GenBank genome assembly.
AUGAAUGGAGAAGAAAUCACACCUCAGGUCUCUGCCGAAGGGGGUGCACCGUUAGGAAAUUCAAGAAAAAAGGCCAAAUCCGGGUUACUGGACAAGGGGAAGGAGUCAAGGGAAGCAGGGGCCAAUCAGCUGCUGCCACGCACCCCUCCAUUGAAGCAACAGGGUCGGAAGGUGAAGGAGGGAGGAACCAGUCUGGAUGAGCAACUCAGGGACCAGUCAGAAGGUGCCAGGUGUCCGCCUAGUGAGGUGCUGUGUAGGGCGACUAGAAGCAGCAGCAGCCAUCACCCUAAGGCUGGGGUCGUUGGUGCUGUGAAGCAGAGUGAGAGGGGGAGUGAGAGAGUGAGUGAGAAGGAGAGUGUGAGAGUGCGAGUGAGUGAAAGGGAGAGUGAGCAGCAGCGGUUUGAGACUCCUCAGAAAAGAAGGGUGACUAGAGCAGGAAGCAAGGCAGGGGUAGAUGGCACAGCAGGAACAACAGGCAAUUCAGGUGCAGUCAAAGCAGGGGCGGGCAGCAGAACAGGAGCAAAGCAAAAUAGACCGCUGUCUUUUGAAGAGAGUCACGGAGUGGGGGGGGUGGACGGAAGUGGAAAAGUGGCCGGUAGACUAAGUCCCAACAGACGCUUGGAUGUGGAUAGAUUACUGGAUGUGACCCCCUCAAGCCAGGUGAAAAAUCAGGUGAAAAGCCAGGUGGAACCACAGGUGUCAGAUAAGUCUGAAAGAGUAGGCAAGGCUGAGGCAGUCUGUGAGGAGAAAACGGAUCGUGGUGCUGAUGAAUGGAUAGGGGCUGCUUCGGAUGAAGUUCCGGGUGCUGCUGAUACGAAGGGGAGUGCUGCUGAAAAGCUGAGUGCCGCUGAUAAGGAGCUGACGAAGCAGACAAAAUCACAGGUUGUAGCAGAGCGUGAGGUGCGGGAAUCGACGAAGCUGCAGCAUAGGUUGUGUGACGAGAGGAAUGGGCCUGAAGGCAGACGCCACGGUGAAGCGGGGUGUAGUCCGGUGGAGAACGGGGGAGCGAAGCACAGUGCAAAAUCAGCAUCAGCAUCAGCAUCAGCAGCAGCAGCAGUAGGAGGGAAAGGCAUAGAUUCAGCUGCCGCACUGGCGUUUCAAAGGGCGUGUGAGCGAGCAGAGCUUAUGGGAAUGCCCCCACCCACCUGCAGCCUUACCCCCAAUCCCCUCCUCACACCAUCCGCAUCCUCAUGUAGGGAUAAACCGGCUAGGAGGCAGCAGGCGUGGCGGGAGGGGGGUUGUGAGAAGCCUCAGGAGCGUUCUGUGCUGAAGGUCGAAGGCCUUAGGGAGCAACUUUGGCGGGAGGAGUGGGAUGAGGAGGAGAUUGAGAUGGGUUUGAGGGUGAACGGUGGGGAGGAGGGCGGGGAAGGGAGAGGGGAGGGGAGAGAAGAGGACGGAGCAGAGGAGGGAAUUGGGCAGGAGGAGAAGGAAAAGAGGGGUGGGAAGAAAAGGGAUGGGCAGGAGCAGGAGAAGGGAAAGAAAGAGGAGGAGAAGCAGGAAGGGAAGAGAAGGUUGAAAAAGGGGGUGGAGGGAGAGGGCUGUGAGGCAAGGGGAGGGGAGGAGGAGGGUGGGGAGGAGUGCGAUGAGACGUUGGAUGAGUAUGGUGAUAGCUGCAAGCGGUGCCACGAACAAGGCAUGCAACGCCACAUACCACCUGCACUGCCUGCACCCUCCCUUGCCGCUGAUCCUCUGUACUUUCUUUCCUGCUCCUGUCCUCCUUCUCCCCCCUCUCCCUCAGUUGCUGCUGUGACGGCAAGGCAUGCAGCGCCACAUACCACCUGCACUGUUUGCACCCUCCAAUGCCUUUGGCCCCUUGCACACUUGGCUCUUCCCCUCCCCCUCUUUCCCCUCCCUCUCCCCAUUUUCCCCCUCUCCCCCCCCCUCACCAGUUGCUGUGACGGCAAGGCAUGCAGCGCCACAUACCACCUGCACUGCUUGGACCCUCCCUUGGACGACGUCCCCCCUGGCCUCUGGUUCUGCCCUGACUGCACCCAUAAACUCUUCCCUCUGGGAGCGAUUUCUCAGGCGCACUAA